UCGCGGGCUACGGGUGGAAUUUGAGCCCCCUGCAGUAGAACAUGAUGGGGCGGGGGGGGCGAUGGGACGAAGAGGGAAUGCAGGCUGGGCCCACUGAUUAGGUGCCACUGACAUGGACCCUGGAGCAGAGGUGGAAGAAGAAGUGAUGGGAGAAAUAGGGAGAAGAUCCUGAUCCCGCCAACAGCUCUGCCUGUGGAGGGCUCCCGUGCACUGGCCUUUGUGGGAUCGCGUGGCGAGGCCUAGCUCCUGACAUUGAGACAGUUACAUCUCAAACCCGGUUUCCACAGGACGUGUUCCUGGCUUAAGAUCUGAAGGAUCCCAGGCCCAGCGAACACAUUCACAUCAGAUCAGCAAGGAGGCAGCUGCUGCAGGAAGGGCGGAGACCAGAUUCAAUCCGGGAUAGACACAUUGCUGAGCGAAGUGAAAGUGAAACUUAUUUUUCUCUUCCCGUAGUGUGCCAUGGCCGCAAAACGGGGGAUACAAGAGCUGCAAGAGGCUGUGAUCUGUUCCAUUUGCCUGGCUUAUUUUAACGACCCGGUGAUUCUCAAGUGUGGACACAACUUCUGCCGAGCCUGCAUCACUCAGUACUGCCAGGAGUCCGACCCCUCCCCCCGGUAUCGCUGCCCUCAGUGCAGAGAACCCUUCCGGGAAGGAGAAUUCCAGCCCAACCGGGAGCUGAGGAAUGUCGUUGAAAUAGCCAAAAAAUUCCCAGCGCCAAGGGGGGAGAGAGCGUGUGAAAAACAUGAGGCGCUUUUGCAACUCUUCUGUGAAGUGGAUCAAACCCCGAUCUGCCUGGUGUGCAGAGAGUCCCGCAGCCACAAAGACCACCCCGUGCUUCCUAUCGAGGAGGCGGCCCAGGAUUACCAGCAGGUCACCAUGAGCGAGACCUGCUGAGGAUCAGUGAGACAGAUAAAGACCGCAUGCUGCAU
This is a messenger RNA of Mauremys mutica (yellowpond turtle), 929 nucleotides long. Its product is annotated as E3 ubiquitin-protein ligase TRIM52-like. The record is from RefSeq and is a predicted model, not a curated record. Bases 460 to 894 code for a protein of 144 amino acids. Gene Ontology annotation, molecular function: zinc ion binding. The transcript is spliced from 4 exons. NCBI's taxonomy places the organism in Eukaryota, Metazoa, Chordata, Testudines, Geoemydidae.